AUGGCGGACGGUAUCGCACGUGUGUUUUGGCCCAUCAGCAUGGAUGUGAAUUUGACCAUCUCUCUGAUGCGGGGCCAGAUGGGCGCUGUUAUUGAGAAAGCCGUGAACGUCGCAGUGGAGACCGUGUUAGGAGAAAUGAUCCGGGUGGUCGGGCUCAAAUUUGAGGAUAUCAAACGGGAGAUGACAGCUAAAGAGAAGGAGAAUGAGAACAUCAAGAGGAUGUUGGAGACGUCCCGCUGUCAGAUGAAAACUAUGCGCAAGUACAUCAGCGUCCUGUCUGCUAAAGAGCCCAACCACAGACUGUAUCAGGGAGAUGGAGACAUGGCAACAACAUCCACAGGGAUGCACUGCAGAAGAGGGCCGAUGAGCAAUCCCCCAAACCCCUGUCCCAGACCUAGAGUCUCCGAGCCAGCCCCUGUAACGUUAGCUGGACCCUCAUGGGUGAGACAGCAGAUGCACAUGUCCAAAGAAACAUUAAGAAGUGAGAAUCACAUUCCUGAGGUCAAUAUUGAAGAGACCCAUGGAUCAACAGUUCAUAAAGUUGAGAACUCAAGCUCUCAUCUGGUGGACAGUCAGGCGCUUCUGUCUGAGACCAUUGAUCCAAUCUGGGGUCAGGACCCUCUCGCCUCUGCAGACAUGCUGGACAGCAGCGUCCUCUCUGCACCCAUGAUGGCAGAUGAAAGUGUGUCAUCCCAAAUGACAAGCACAUUGACCUUUGGAGCACCAUCACUUAAAAUCAAACAGGAAGAGGCAGAGGUUGAAAUAGUUUGUGUAAAAGAUGAACCCGCAGAAGCUGGAAGCAUACAUACAUUUGAAUAUUCCAACGCUGAACUUCACCAGCCAGCGGAAGAACCAGAGCUCGGGGUCUCACUAGAUCUGCCCGCAUCAUUUCAAGCUCUUCAGAGUCCAAGCACUUCAGCAGACCUUGCAAUCCCAGCAUUCAUCAGUGUGGACCCAACUACCUAUGACGACUCUCAGCUGUCAGUGGCAGGGGUCCAAAAGCAGGUGCGUCCGAGACGUAAGGACCUGAAUCUGUAUGAAGAAUACAAACUCAGCCGGACUCUGAGAGGCCGCAACACGAACCGAGGCCGUAGUACAAACCGACGGCGUGAGCUGGAGCAGACUCUACCGCAGGCUCUACUUGCAGACUUGGUAAGGGAACGAAGGGAAAAGACUCGUCUUCGAGUGGCCCGCUGGCGUGCCAAACGCAAAUUACAAGCCUGUCUGAUGGCCUCGCAGGCUGUGCAGUUUAGCGGCGCUCCUGUGCAGAGUUCACCUGCCCAGCGUGGCGGCCUGAUCUCCUCACGCAGGCGAGGCGGAGCGAUGGCGCAGCGCGGUGGGCUUGGAAUGAGAAGGGGACUGUCAGAGACUGGCACAUAUAACCUACUGCUGCAGCUGGGACCCAGUCCUACUCAAUCAGCUGCGACACGCGGCAUGAAUGAGGGUCUGAUGCCGUCUGGACCCUCAGCGCUAUCACAGCACAGAACCACUGCACCGAGAUCAACUUAUCAAUGAUGCAGUUAACGAAGUAUUGGCGCGCUGGGUUGUUGUCAUCUUAAUGGUUAACCGUUAUAUUUUCCGAAGUGAGGCACUUACACUAUAAACUUACACUGAUCUGUGCAAACCUCAUAUACAACAAAAAUUGGACUAUUCAUUAAAGGUGCUGUAUGUAGGAUUGACACCGAGUGGUUGAACUAGGUA
Sinocyclocheilus rhinocerous is the source of this 1701-nucleotide messenger RNA. RefSeq lists its product as uncharacterized. The record is from RefSeq and is a predicted model, not a curated record. NCBI's taxonomy places the organism in Eukaryota, Metazoa, Chordata, Actinopteri, Cypriniformes, Cyprinidae. Bases 1 to 1515 code for a protein of 504 amino acids. The transcript has 4 exons.